AUGAGCUCGACAGACGUCGUGGCCAAUGGCCACAGCCACGACUUUGAAUAUACUUAUAACCAAGAUCACGUUCUGCGACCGCGGCCGCGGAAACCGCUGCAUGCGCAGGUGUCGCAGCUUUCGGCGGCGUCAUCCACCGAUGGCGACAGCCAGCACCUGAACCUGCCGGGCGAGAAUGGAGCGGGGAGUGCCACAACGAGCGGCCGUUCAACUCCCGUCCCGGAAAACGCUCCGCCAUCGACCAAAUCGCUCUCCUCUGCCCGCAAGCAGGUCCGCGCCGAGCAGCGCCGCCGCAUCUUCCCUACCAUCGAGUUCUCCUCGCGCGUCUCGCACUUCGACCCCGAGAGCGACUACCGCGACUUCCAUGGCUUCUUCAACCUCUUCUGGAUCGGCCUCGCCAUCAUGGGCAUCACCACCAUGCUGCGCAACAUGAAGGACACGGGAUAUCCCAUGCGCGUGCAGAUCUGGGGCCUGUUCGCCGACAAGCUGUGGCAUCUCGCCGUUGCCGACUUCCUCAUGGUCGCCAGCACCGCCGUCAGCUUGCCGCUGCACCGCUGGGCCAGGACGAUGCCGAGGGGUGGUGUCUGGGGCUGGAGCAGGGGCGGCAUGGCGAUCCAGAGCAUCUACCAGGUCUUCUGGCUGGCGUUCUGGAUCAGCGUGCCCUUUUUGCUGGAGUGGACGUGGACGGCGCAGGUCUGCCUGCUGCUGCACACCAUGGUGCUGCUCAUGAAGAUGCACUCGUACGCCUUCUACAACGGCCACCUCUCCGAAACCGAGAAGCGCCUGCGCAGCCUCGACGAGCCCAACGCCUCCAGACAAGAUCGCAGCCCCGCCUACGUCUACCCUAGCGCCGACCACCGCAAGGGCAGCGUGUCCGGCAUCCCCAUGCCCCGUCCCACCGAGCCCGCCGGCAACCAGGACGACAAGAAGGACCGCAAGGCCAAGAAGCAGCAGCAGCAGAACGGCACAAACGGCACAAAUGGCCACGUCCACGCAGACCACGAGCCCACCAGCGCCGACGAGAUCGACGAGCUGCGCGAGGACCUCGCCCGCGAGCUUACGAGCCCCAUGGGCAACGUCACGUACCCGCGCAACCUCACCUGGCCCAACUACAUCGACUUCCUGUGCUGCCCGACGCUCUGCUACGAGCUCGAGUACCCCCGCAACGCCACCAUCAACUGGACCUCGCUCAUCUCCAAGAUCAUCGCCACCUUUGGCUGCAUCUUCCUCCUGACAAUCACCUCCGAGGAGUACAUCCUGCCCGUCCUCGUCGACGCCUCGCAGCGCCUCGAAGCCGCCUCCGCCUCGUCCUCCGUCGUCCUCGAAUCAUGCCUCAUCCUCGCCGAGACAAUCUCCUGGCUGCUCUUCCCCUUCAUGCUCACCUUCCUGCUCGUCUUCCUCGUCAUCUUCGAGUACGUCCUCGGCGCCUUUGCCGAAAUCACUCGCUUCGCCGACCACUACUUCUACGCCGACUGGUGGAACUCGACCGACUGGAUGGAGUUCUCGCGCGAGUGGAACGUCCCCGUGUAUUCCUUCCUGCGGCGCCACGUCUACAGCGCUUCUCGCCCGCACACGGGCAAAGCGUUUGCCACUUUCAUCACGUUCCUCAUCUCCGCCGUCGGGCACGAGAUUGUCAUGGCGUGCAUCACAAAGAAGAUUCGCGGCUACGGCUUCGUUUGCCAGAUGCUGCAGCUACCUAUUGUCAUGAUGCAGCGCACCAAAUGGGUCAGGGGCCGCAAGACGCUCAACAAUGUCUGUUUUUGGUGUUCCAUGAUUUUGGGCCUCAGCUUGAUUUGCGCGCUCUACGUUCUCGUAUAA
Molecule: messenger RNA, 1818 nt
Organism: Trichoderma gamsii
Lineage: Eukaryota; Fungi; Ascomycota; Sordariomycetes; Hypocreales; Hypocreaceae
Product: sterol O-acyltransferase
Exons: 3
Coding region: 1-1818 (605 amino acids)
Biological process (GO): ergosterol metabolic process
Cellular component (GO): endoplasmic reticulum membrane
Molecular function (GO): ergosterol O-acyltransferase activity
Source: RefSeq, a predicted model, not a curated record